Messenger RNA from Plasmodium reichenowi, 1236 nucleotides. RefSeq names its product pre-mRNA-splicing factor 38B, putative. The transcript has 3 exons. The record is from RefSeq and is a predicted model, not a curated record. Gene Ontology annotation, cellular component: precatalytic spliceosome. Lineage: Eukaryota; Apicomplexa; Aconoidasida; Haemosporida; Plasmodiidae. The annotation marks the transcript as partial.
CUAUGGAUGUGGUUUGAACCAUAUUUGUUGGAAGAAGAUGAAUUUUCUAUUUCAUGUGACAAAAGAAGGAAAGUAACAAUAGGAGAGUAUGUACAAAGUUUAUUAUCAGAUGAUAAAUAUUUUAAUACAGUUUUACCAAGAUUACCUAUAAAGAUUAAGAAUGUAUACGGAGCACGUUUAAUGAUUAUAGACGACCAUAGGAGGCGAUUAAAAAAGAAUAAGGAAAAUAUUUCAAAAUUUUUAAAAGGGGAACCUGUUUUAGCUUAUAUAAACGGAGAGUGGGAAAAAGGCGAAAUAGGAGGUAUCGUAAAUCACGGAAAGGAUAAAUUUUUUGUACGCCUAAGAGAAAUUGAUGGAAAUGAAAAGCUAGUUAAUAUCGGAUAUGUAAAAUUAGAAGGGAAAGAUUCACAUAAGGAAAAAGAUAUACAGAAACAUAAGAGCAGAGAAAGAAGUACUAGUAUAAGUGAAAGGAAAAGAAGACGACGAAGAAGAAAUAGUAGUAGUAAAAGUACUAGUAGAAGAAAAUCAAGACAUAGUAGAAGUAGUAGUAGAAGAAAAAGGAAAAGGAGACAAAGAGAUGAAAGUAGAAGCAGUAGUAGAACCAGACGUAGAAGUCAUAAUCGUAGUCAUAAAAGAAGUUCUAGUUAUGAAAAAGAUUAUAGUAUUGAUAAAUAUUCAAGUCGUAGUCAUAGUAGGGGUAGAAGAAGAAAACAUAGUAGUAAACAUUCCUCACAUUAUAAAUCACAUAAUAAUCAUCGAGAUAGGUCAAUAAAUAAAUAUAAUAGACCAUCAGAAGAAGAUGAGUUAUAUAAAAGUAAAAAAAGAAGAAAUGUAUCUAUAUCUAGAUCUUCAUCGAGUAGUACAAGAUAUAGAAAGGAAAAAUAUGAAAAAACAGAAGAUGAAUUAAUUAGUAGAUUUAAAAAAUUGGAAAGUCAAAAAGCUUUGGCCACAGGGAAAGAUUAUGCACGUAGACCAACAUCAUAUAAAUCUUCUCUUUCGUUAAAAGUAGAUAACAUACCUGUAAGAAGAAGAUCAAGAUCACGAUCUCCUAGAAGAAUUGAUAAUAGGGUAGUAGUACAAGUAGUGCACACAGAUAAUACAAACAAUGAUAAUAAUACAUCUGAAAAUGUGAAACUUAAAGAAUUAAUGAAGAAAUAUAAUAAAGAUGAUAAAAAUGAUGAACCUAAAAUGAAUAAUUCAAACUUAGAAGAAAUGGAUAUUAUGACGUUAGGUUGA